GAGGGCUGCGGUGCAAUGAGAGCAACAAAGUCACUGCUGGUGAUUUGCCUGCUGGUGACCGUGAGUCUUUGGCCCAAGCUGCCGCUGCAGGAUGUGUCUGCUGGUCAGAACCCUCCCCGCUCACCAAUCUUAGAUGAGAACCUGAUGUUUGAGUUUCUGCUGGGCGGGAUCAGAAUGAACCGGGACAACAACAUUGUCCUGCUCGAUGAGGAGAUGGCGUCCACGCGACCGGGCCGAGCUUUGCUGGCUCAAAUCAACGAUAACAUUCCCAGAAAUCCAAGCUCCAUGAUGCAGAUGGUGAAGGCGCUCAAGAGGUCGCGGGGUCGCCCGCUGGCUCAGGAUCAGUUCCACGAUCUGGUGCUCAGCUCGGUGUACUCGGCAUACCAGGCUCAGCGCCAGGAGGAGGAAGAGGAGCAGCAGGUCUGGGCUGAGGUCCUCCUGCAGCUGGCCAACGUCACCGUCCGUGAGUUACGUGGCCGGUAUCUCCACAUCUACCCCAUUAAAUGA
Messenger RNA from Synchiropus splendidus (mandarinfish), 507 nucleotides. Its product is annotated as protein FAM180B. The transcript has 3 exons. The coding region runs from base 16 to 507 and encodes 163 amino acids. The record is from RefSeq and is a predicted model, not a curated record. NCBI's taxonomy places the organism in Eukaryota, Metazoa, Chordata, Actinopteri, Syngnathiformes, Callionymidae.